UGAAAUCUGACGUUUUGAUAUUGAUAUUCAUUUUUAAGCUGAUUAAAAAGUUUGUUAAAAAAUUAAAAAUUAUUAUCAAAAUCAAACAAAUAUCCAUAAUAAAAUGACCACUGUCCAAGAUCGUUUAAAUUCCAAUCGUCUAGUUCUCGACAAAUGGUCGAAACGCGAACAACUUUGCCUAGCGUCUGCAGUGUCUUUCAGUGGCGAUCAAAAUUGGAUGACCGUCAGCCGUUCGCUCAAACUUUUAUGUGGAGCCAGUCAUCCACCUGACUGGUUUUCACAAAAACAUUGUGCUGUAAAAUACGGCGAGUUGUUGGAAAAUGUUGAAACACCCAAGCGUAAAAAACGCACAACAUCAGAUAAUGCCGCAGCUCCAAGUGUUGCCGAAACCCCCACUGACUCAAUAUUGCGGCGUCUUACGGAGGAGCGUAUCCAAGAAUUGAAAUCCGAAAUUAGGGAACAACAAGAAACAUACGCAAAAUUAUACACAGAUGUAGUUCAUCUGCAAACAGGGAACUCUAACGAGGAGCAAAUUCGAGCUAUGUGGAUGGAAAUAGAGCGUGAACAAGAGCAGGAACGAAAGGCAAGGGCUCGCAAGCAAAUGUGUGGACAUGAUGCUCAAAGAAAUUGGCCUCCUGGUCAGCAAUUUCAACUUCAACAACAACAACAACAGCUGAACACGCCAAUGAAGCAAGAGCAAGAUAUGGACAUCGACGAAACAUGCAAACCUCAAGGAACAUCACCCCUGCUUUCGUCGCUUUUGAAGUCAAGUUCACCGGCUCCAACAGUUGCAACAACUGCACCCACCAGUACGGUGAGAGUAAGUGCUCCCACAAUCACUAAUCUCCUGACAGGAAAUGUCAGUACGACUGUUACUACCACAUCCUCACUAUCGCAUUCUCCUGGUUUUCAAAGUUCUCCACAUUCCAAGCCCCUCACUGGUCCCGCACCAGGAAACCAAACUCCUAGCCAAGCCGCACUAAGUCCUUCUCAAUCAGCUCCUACUCUAUCUAUGCUUCUGGAAAAGAAUAAACCACACCCUAAGGAAUUUCCUCAACAAAACAAAACUGCUGUGGCUAAUUUAUUUGAUGAAAUAAAGUCAUCCCCUGUCGAUGCAUCGCCCGAUGUUAACAGCGAAACAGAAAAACCUCUGGAGGAAGAUGAAACAAUGGCAGAUGGAACAUUUACGCCCACCAAAGAGGAAGAACAACAAUUAAUGGAGGUCUUCAAAAAUCUAAUGCCUGAUAAUAUCGAUGAAUUGGCCGACAUACUCACCAACAACCAUGGAAUCUUAAACCCAGCUAUUCUUGAAGAGGAAUCUAUCCUUGAGGGAGUAGAGUCAUUAAUGGACGAAGCUCAAGAAGUGGAUGAUCAGCUAGAUGUAAAAGCAGAAGAAGGCGAUCUAAUAGAAGUCCCGGAAUACCAACAGAACGAGAAAAGCGAUAACCCUAAAGAAAGAAUAAAUAUUCAAGAUGUAAAAGAUUUUAAAGAGGAAGUAACUCUCAUUGAAUCUGAUCUUCAUAUAUCUAAACCCAAUGAAGACGCCAAAGAAGAUAUUCCAGCGACAAAGGAAAAUGAGGGAAAAUCAGAUGCUUUGGACAAAAUUGAAACCAUAUCGAGCGAUGAUUCGAGUGAUAAUGUUCCCCUUUCAAUACGCACCACUUCUAAAGAAGAAAACAAAACGUCUCCAAUUGUUUCAGAAAAUAGAGACGAUGUAUUAGCAGGACCCAAGCAAGAUAUUCCCGCCGACGUAGCUUUAGUGGUAAUUGAUGAAGAAGAAAGCCAACCGGAGUCAGAAGUUAUCCCAGUAAAGAGCCAGGAAGAACAGAAACAGGAUAGUGUAGUUCCAGAUCCACGUGGCGAUGACGAAGAUGUGGAAAACAACAAAAUCGAUCAAUCACAGAGUGUGGAUAACAGAAAAGGCUCACUUAGUGAUAGUUCAGAUGUUAUCAUCAUUCCAACAGAUGACGAGUCUAACGAAGGCAAAGCGGACGUUAAGCCCAUUCAAAAUAACGAUAGCUCUGGUAUUCAAGUGGACAAAGGAAAAGUGAUGCAGUCAAUUCCUCAAACCAACGACGAAAUUGAGACCUCUCAAGAAGCGAUAACGUCUAUUUGUCUACCAGACACAGACGAUGAGGCAACCAAUUUCGAAACGCCAUCAACAGCUUUUAAAGAUGACAAGUCGAAUAAUUCAAAACAACAGAUACAACCCAAGAAACUCGAACCCCAAGUUGAAAACCGAAUUGAAGAAGAAGCGAAGCCAGCCCUGACAGCAGUGCGUAAACUUCGAGAUCGUGAUCGUUCAGAGAGUCCAUUGGUUGAAGACGAUACCAGCGACAAUUCCACGACACAGCGGCUACGACGAAGAUACUCCUCAACCCCAGUAAUUGACAGUGUUCCUAAUUCACCGGUCUCCGGUGAUGAUCGAGAAUUCAAAGUAUGGAAAAAAUCCCUGAUGACGGUCUAUAAUAAUUUACUAACCAACAAAAACGCGACAAUAUUCCUGCGUCCCAUCACAGACGAGCAGAAUCCUUUGUUCAAACAGGUUUGUCGGCGUCCAAUGGACCUUCAAAUCAUCAAACGUCACAUAGAAAAUGGAACGAUUAAAAAUGUUACCGAUUUUCAAAGGGAUGUAUUUCUGAUGUGUCACAAUGUUAUCAUUGCUUUUAAAAAGAACUCAACUUACGCCAGCAUGGCUAAAGAUCUUAUGGCAGACUUUGUUCAGAUCAAAGAUCAGAUUAUUGAUGCAAAGCUAGAAAAAAUGUUUUCUUCGUCGACAUCUUCGUCUUCACCAUAUACCCCGGGUGUAAAAGUUCGCGGAAGUUCGAGGAAGAGUCAAAGACUACCCUAAAGCAAAACUACAUGAUUUUAGUUGUAACUGUUAUCUUUGACCAUCUAACAAAAUAGAUUUAAGAGUCGAAAGAAUACUUUCGUCAGAAUUAAAUGUUAAAUAAGGUUUAGAAAUAUAUUAUAAUAAGUUUAA
This is a messenger RNA of Eupeodes corollae, 2983 nucleotides long. It is a transcript of the gene Brd8, whose product is annotated as bromodomain-containing protein 8. The record is from RefSeq and is a predicted model, not a curated record. Gene Ontology annotation, cellular component: NuA4 histone acetyltransferase complex. The transcript has 2 exons. Lineage: Eukaryota; Metazoa; Arthropoda; Insecta; Diptera; Syrphidae. Bases 104 to 2851 code for a protein of 915 amino acids. Gene Ontology annotation, molecular function: protein binding.